Lodderomyces pseudojiufengensis is the source of this 708-nucleotide messenger RNA. Its product is annotated as mRNA splicing protein. Bases 1 to 708 code for a protein of 235 amino acids. Gene Ontology annotation, biological process: mRNA splicing, via spliceosome. Lineage: Eukaryota; Fungi; Ascomycota; Pichiomycetes; Serinales; Debaryomycetaceae. Gene Ontology annotation, cellular component: U2-type catalytic step 1 spliceosome. The record is from RefSeq and is a predicted model, not a curated record. The transcript has a single exon.
AUGUCUGAAAGAAAAGCUAUUAACAAAUACUAUCCACCAGAUUAUGAUCCAUCGAAAGUAGUCAAGCAAAAGAAGAAUAAAAAUGGGAAUCAAACGAUAAAGAUUCGUAUGAUGGCUCCAUAUUCAAUGAGAUGCUUAAAAUGUAAUGAAUAUAUCGCGGAGAGAAGAUCUUUCAAUGCAAGAAAAGAAACAACUGAUGAGAAAUAUUUAAAUAUAAAAAUUAUACGGUUUUAUAUAACAUGUCCUGGAUGUAAUAAUACAAUCACUUUUAAAACAAAUCCGGCUGAAGCUGGUUAUACACCAGAAAAUGGAGCUGUACGAAAUUUUGAACCAUCAAAGAAAAAAAGAAAACAAGAAACAAAUGAUGAACUACUCAAGAGAUUAGAAGAAGAAGAAAAAGAAGAUCAAAAAUAUCAAUUACUUCAAAAAAAGAGGAAAAAUAAUCCAUUUUGGAAAGAACAAGAUGAUUCAAAUGGUGAUGUAAUUGAAAAAUUUGAAAAGAGAUUAAUUGAACAACAAAAACAACAACAAGUGAAUGAGGAAUUGGAAGCUAUUCAAAGGCAAAUUGAUUCAGGAAAGAAAAAUCAAAUAUUGGAGCUUCCGAAAGAAAUUGAGAAAACAAAACAAUCUAUACCAAUACCAUCCAAAAUUACAUUAAAAAAGAAAAAUUUCAUUUCAAAUUUAAACUACUCAUCAGAUAGUGAUUAA